Messenger RNA from Salvia miltiorrhiza (redroot sage), 909 nucleotides. RefSeq lists its product as uncharacterized. The record is from RefSeq and is a predicted model, not a curated record. NCBI's taxonomy places the organism in Eukaryota, Viridiplantae, Streptophyta, Magnoliopsida, Lamiales, Lamiaceae. The coding region runs from base 1 to 909 and encodes 302 amino acids. The transcript has 2 exons.
AUGGUCAAAGAAAGCGGUAUGAACCAGACCAACCAGCAGAUUAGUCAUUUGACUAAAGCGGUGGCCAAACUGGAGGAGAAUGCCGGUAAACUUCCAGCUAUGGGAAUCAACCCCAGAGAACAUGCCCAAGUUGUGCUAACUGAGUUUCCAAAAGGAGAGGAUAAGGAAGAAGAGUUGUUGGCUGAGGCUGAACUGAUCCAAAGAAACCUGAAUAAAAGUGGUGAAGGUCUAACCGCUGAACAAGUUGGAGGUAGCAAUCUAACCGACGCACCCUAUCCAGGACGCCUGAGACAGAAAGCCAAAGAGAAGGAAGCAAGUGAAAUGAUGAAGAUGUUCCAGAAAGUGGAGUUAAGCAUACCCUUACUCAAUGCUAUCAGACAAAUUCCAAAGUAUGAUAAAUUUUUGAAGGAUCUUUGUUCAAGAAAAAAGUUACCCACAAAGCGGAAGGACCCAGGAAUGUUCACCAUCCCGUGUAACAUUGGUGGAACAAACAUGGAUAAGGCCAUGAUGGACUUGGGAGCUUCCAUAAAUGUGAUGCCAUUGGCCGUUUACAAGAGAUUGAAUAUUGGGGAGAUGAGAAACACCCGUGUGGUCAUACAGUUGGCCGAUAGAUCCAACGCCUAUCCUGAAGGAGUAGUAGAAGACGUACUGAUUAAAGUUGGGGAUUUGAUCUUCCUAGCUGACUUUCACGUUUCGGACACCGGUCCAGAAACUGGAGAGAAUGCUAUACUAUUGGGAAGACCAUUCAUGAUGACCGCUGGAACCAAAAUUGAUAUGAAAACUGGAAUUUUAACAUGUGAGUUCGAUGGAGUCCAGGAAGAGUUCAACAUCUAUGAAACCAUGAAGAGGAAGCAAGCAAUGGAAACGGUGGACAUGAUCGAUGUGUUUGAGUCCCUAGUACAAGAAUAG